Molecule: messenger RNA, 1604 nt
Organism: Chelonia mydas (Green sea turtle)
Lineage: Eukaryota; Metazoa; Chordata; Testudines; Cheloniidae
Gene: TWIST1
Product: twist family bHLH transcription factor 1
Exons: 2
Coding region: 330-890 (186 amino acids)
Biological process (GO): regulation of transcription by RNA polymerase II; developmental process
Molecular function (GO): DNA-binding transcription factor activity, RNA polymerase II-specific; protein dimerization activity; RNA polymerase II transcription regulatory region sequence-specific DNA binding
Source: RefSeq, a predicted model, not a curated record
CCUCCUCUCCACGUCAGGCCGAUGACACCGCCGCUGCCCCAAACUUUCCGCCAGCAGGAGCUAUAAGAGCCUCCAAGUCUGCAACUUUCUCCCAAUCCCAGACACCUCGAAGGGGCUCCAAGGAGGGAUCGGGAGGGGUGGGUUGUGGUGGGGUUUUUUUUUCUCUUGGAUCCUGAUGCCAUCCCCCCACCCCCCGAACUGAGGUCCUCCUCCCUCUCCUCCUCCUCCUCGCAGGCCCGCAAGCCGCGAUCCAGGGGGAGCUGGCGGGUUAGGUGCCCCCCUCUUCUCCCUGCCCCCCUCCGGGCCCGCGUCGUGUGUCCCCCCCAGAGAUGAUGCAGCAGGACGAAUCGAGCUCUCCAGUCUCCCCGGCCGACGACAGCCUGAGCAACAGCGAAGAGGAGCCCGACCGGCAGCAGCAGCCCAGCGGCAAGCGAGGGGGGCGCAAGCGGAGAUCCAGCCGGCGCAGCACAGGAGCGGCCGUCGGAGCCGGGGACGAGCCGUGCAGCCCGGCCCAAGGCAAGCGAGGCAAGAAGUCCGGCGCCGGGGGAGGCGGCGGCAGCAGCAGCGGCGGCGGCAGCCCCCAGUCCUACGAGGAGCUGCAGACCCAGCGGGUCAUGGCCAACGUGCGGGAGCGCCAGCGCACCCAGUCCCUGAACGAAGCCUUCGCCGCCCUGCGGAAGAUCAUCCCCACCCUGCCCUCGGACAAGCUCAGCAAGAUCCAGACCCUCAAGCUGGCGGCCAGGUACAUCGACUUCCUCUACCAGGUCUUACAGAGCGACGAGCUGGACUCCAAGAUGGCCAGCUGCAGCUAUGUGGCCCACGAGCGGCUCAGCUACGCCUUCUCCGUGUGGAGGAUGGAGGGCGCCUGGUCCAUGUCCGCAUCCCACUAGCAGGGAGGGGCCCCCACCCGCACCCCCAGGGAAGGAGACCUAGAUGACAUUGUUUCCAAAGAAGGAGAAAAUGGACAGUCUAGAGACUCUGAAGUUGGAUACCAUUUUUUUAAAAAAAUAAUAAAAAAAAAAUAUGCCAAGGAUUUUCUUGGAAAUUAGAAGAGCUAUAACCAAAUUCAAAGCAGGGCGUGGGGAGCACUUAAAGAAAGAAAGAGGCAAGGGUGCUUGGACAGUGACCACCCAGAUAGGCAUCUGCACAAUCCACACCUCUCUGCAUUCUGAUAGAAGUCUGAACAGUGGUUUGGUUUUUUUUUUUUUAAUUUUGACGAAGAAUGUUGGAAUUUAAUUUUUUUUUUUGCAUGCAUGCAUUCCCAAGAGGUCGGGCCUAUGAUCCAUUGAGAAAAGGAAAAUACAUUAUUGUGGACUUUCGCCGUUCUUGAAUGGUCAUAAUGAAAAACAAAACAAACGUUAGAGACGAACACUUUUUAGGGGGAAAACAAACUGGGCUCAAACUGUUAUACACAAACCUACCCGGUUCCUACUUUUUUAUUAUUAUUUUUUCCUCUGAGAAAAAAAAUAAACAUUUUAUUUAUUUAUUGAUGACCCAUGUUAAAAUGCAAAUAGAUCCGGUGUCUAAAUGCAUUCAUAUUUUUAUGGUUGUUUUGUAAAUAUCAUUGUAUAUUAUUUUUCUGCAAUAAAUAAAUAUGAUUGAAA